GCACACAGAAACAAGUCUCUACAUAGUGUGGAGUCCUUGUUGUUGUGCCAGAAAACAGCUAAAACAGUUCAUCGAGAUAACCACACCUUCUCACUUUCUCAGAGAAGUGCUUUUGUGUCACCCAGUUGAUAGUUUAGAAGAAAAGCUUCUAUCUUACUGUUUUUUCGGUUUGCCACUUCAACAACAUGAAGCUUUCCGAGUUUUGGUUUGCAUUGGCUUCUGUUAUUCUAGUUUUUUCCUUGGCCUCUGCUGAUACAGUAGAGCACACUUUCACUGUUCAAAACAAAGCGAUCACACGUUUGUGCAAUGAGCGAGUGAUUGUCACAGUUAAUGGACUUUACCCUGGACCAACGUUAGAAGUUCGAGAAGGGGACGCUGUGAUUAUUCAUGUAGUUAACAAGUCACCCUACAAUAUCACUAUUCAUUGGCAUGGAAUAUUUCAGCUGUUUAGUGCAUGGGCAGAUGGUCCUGAAUACGUAACACAAUGCGGAAUUCGUCCUCAACAUAGUUAUACUUACAAAUUCAAUGUGAUACAACAAGAAGGAACAGUGUGGUGGCAUGCUCAUGCUUCAGUUUUACGUGCCACCGUUCACGGUGCUUUCAUCAUUCACCCACGUUCGGGCAAGCUUCCAUUUCCUAAACCUUACAAGCAUGUUCCAAUAAUAUUAGGUGAUUGGUACGAUGGUAAUGUGGUUGAUAUUUAUGAACACGUGCUCGCCGCUGGUGAUGUAAGAGUAUCUGAUGCCUUCACCAUCAAUGGUUUGCCUGGUGAUCUCUUCAACUGCUCAAAACAACAGACAUACAAGCUAAAGUUGAGACAAGGGAAAACCUACUUGCUACGAAUGAUCAACGCUGCAUUCAAUAACAACCUUUUCUUCAAGAUAGCCAACCACAAAUUCACAGUGGUUGCAUUGGACGCUUCCUACAUAGAACACUAUGUCACUGACGUCAUCACCAUCGCUCCUGGCCAAACCGCUGACGUGCUUCUGAAAGCCGACCAGCCCAUAGGCAACUAUUACAUGGCAGCCACUCCUUACGUUGUGGGACAGCCGUCACCACUGUUCGACAACACGACAACGCGUGGCCUUGUCGUCUACGAAGGUUACAAGUCAUCAUUAAGAGAUUCAAAGCCCAUCAUGCCAUUGCUUCCACCAUUCAACGCCACGGCAAUCGCCAACGCAUUCUUCACCAACAUCACAAGCUUGGUGGGGGCCCCUCACUGGGUCCCGGUCCCACUUGAGGUGGACGAGCGUAUGCUCAUCACCAUUAGCAUAAACCUAGAAAGGUGUCCCAAGAACGGCACGUGCUUGGGUUUGUUUAACCAGAAAUUCUCUGCCAGCAUGAACAACGAGUCCUUCACUCUCCCUGUUGGGAAAGGGUACUCUAUGUUGGAGGCAUCAUUUUACAAUGUGAGUGGUGUGUACACUACUGAUUUUCCAGACUACCCUACUCAAACAUUUGAUUUCACAAGCCCCAAAAAUGCUUUGGAUCUUAGCCGCGUGUUUACAACAACGAAAACGACCAAAGUGAAGAAGCUCAAGUUUAAUUCUACCGUUGAGGUUGUGUAUCAGAACACGGCAAUUUUGAAUGCGCAAAGCCACCCCAUGCACCUUCAUGGUUUUAGUUUCCAUAUUUUGGCUCAAGGGUUUGGAAACUAUGAUGCCGACAGAGAUAGAGUCAAGUUUAAUUUGGUUAAUCCACAAAUACGUAACACAAUUGCUGUUCCAGCUGGAGGAUGGGCUGUCAUUAGAUUCCAAGCAAAUAAUCCAGGGAUGUGGUUUGUGCAUUGCCACGUGGAUGAUCAUCAGUUGUGGGGACUAAACAUGGCUUUUGAGGUUGAGAGUGGACCAACUGAUUCAACUUCUCUGCCACCACCACCAGCUGAUCUACCAAAGUGUUAACAAUAUAUAUAUAUGUGCCUGCAAUCACAAUUGAAUUCCAAUUCCUUUCUCCUGUGUGUUUUUCUUAGUAUAUUUAAUCAGCCAUUUUUCAAAAUUUCAAGCAGAAAAUAAUAGCUUUACAUAAACACAGGAUCAAGCAUAAAAUCCAGAGUUGUUUCUAAAUUCUUCCUAACUUAAAGGACCUUUCUUGCCGCA
Messenger RNA from Vigna radiata var. radiata (mung bean), 2096 nucleotides. RefSeq names its product laccase-7. NCBI's taxonomy places the organism in Eukaryota, Viridiplantae, Streptophyta, Magnoliopsida, Fabales, Fabaceae. The transcript is spliced from 6 exons. Gene Ontology annotation, cellular component: apoplast. The record is from RefSeq and is a predicted model, not a curated record. Gene Ontology annotation, biological process: lignin catabolic process. Bases 186 to 1901 code for a protein of 571 amino acids. Gene Ontology annotation, molecular function: hydroquinone:oxygen oxidoreductase activity; copper ion binding.